Messenger RNA from Gongylonema pulchrum, 743 nucleotides. NCBI's taxonomy places the organism in Eukaryota, Metazoa, Nematoda, Chromadorea, Rhabditida, Gongylonematidae. The record is from the annotation of a GenBank genome assembly.
UUGGAUUUUUUACAGGAAUACGGGUUGUCAGCACAGUGGACGUUCACUGGAGCGUUUCUCUAUUCCUUAACAGUCAUAACAACGAUUGGCUAUGGUAACACAUCCGCCAAAACAUAUUUCGGCAAAACUCUUACUAUUUUAUUUGCUAUAAUUGGCAUACCUCUAAUGUUGCUUUUUUUGACGAAUAUUGGUGAUGUAAUGGCAAAGAUUUUUCGAUUUUUCUAUGCACGAUCAAUACGGCUUAAAUAUCGCCUCAUUUUAUGGCAUAAACGACGAAAAGCUGCUGAACUGCGCCGUGCUAAUUCGCUUGGCGUAAAGAUGGAUUCAUCAAUGGAUUCGUUCGGGCUCGGUGCCGAUGUUCAGGAUUUGCUGACUGCUCGCGCACAAAUCGAACAGCUCGAAGUAAAGGAGAGUGUAGAAGCGCAGUUGCAGCGGAUAUCAGUACCAUUGAGCCUAGUGUUUUUCACAAUGUUUGCUUAUCUAGUUGCCGGUUCCGUUUUGUUCUGUUUGUGGGAAGGAUGGACAUUCCUCGACAGCUUCUACUUUUGCUACAUCUCAUUGACGACCAUUGGAUUUGGUGACAAAUUUCCUGGGGCGUCAGUGGGGAAUGACAAAGAUGCACAAAAGAAACUUGUGAUAACUUCUGUAUAUCUUUUGUUUGGAAUGGCACUGUUAGCGAUGUGCUUCAAUCUGGCGCAGGAGGAGGUAAUUUCUUGGCUUCUUCCAAUAAUUGCUGAUUGAUU